AUGGAGCAGAAAGCAUAUGAUGUGUUCAGUAUGCUGGAUGAUUGGGAUUGGGUUGAUGUUGCCAAUGAUCUUUUAAGGAAAUGUCACAUAAACCAGCGUAUAAAGCACCUCUCAGAAUGUGGCGCUGAUGUGUUUGUUCAUCUUUAUGAAUCAAUCUUAAGAGAAAAAGUACCAGAUUUUAUAGCUACUCCUAGAAGCCAAGAGGAUGAUGCACAUAAUGUACAAGCAGUAAUAGAUUCCCUGGCAUUGGACUACUUGCAGGUCAGCUUGUCACACAUCACUGGUGAGAACAUUGUGAAAGGAGAAAAGCAAUCAAUCAGAAACCUCCUUGAAAUAUUUGAUGGUCUGUUAGAGUAUCUUACAGAAGAAGUCAGUGAAUCAUCUUCUCAGAAUGGGGAUGAGGCAACUGUGCUAUCCAGCAAUGAAAUUCCAAUUGCAUCUCAAGAGCAGCUGGGAAACAACACUGGUCACCUUACGCAACCACCAAUAUUCUCAUCAGUUGAAGGGUCCCAGUCAGAAUUUUUUGUUCCAUCUUGUGACGGAGAUGGAUCAGAAUCUGCCAGUGAAUCAAUUAGACUUGGAGAUACUGCUCAUUCAUUUUACAAGAGAGAGGAAGAACUGCAGUUGCCUGAAUUGUUACCAGCAGAAGAUGACAAGGGGAUGGAAGAACCUAAAAACUCAAAGGCUAUUGCAACAUUACCUAGACAGUUCUCUGGAAUUGAAAGGGCCAUUGUAAAGGAAAAGGAAGAUGUAUCAACGGAGUCUGUUCAUACUGCUAAACCUCAGAAAGAGAGUUUGAGUGCCAGUGCUAUAAAACUUGGGGAGCCUAUACAGCAAGCUAUUCCUUUGCUACCACCAUUUCAGUCUUCGGAAACCAGACCUCGUUAUCCUGGAUGGAGAGAUUAUCAGAGCUCAGACAGUCAGUCUGCAACUUUGGCUAACAGUCAAGGAGUGAAAAUUCCUACUUUUGAAAAGUCACUUACACAAAAAUCUGAAGAUGUUUCUGGUAGUCUUCCUCUAUCAAGGAAAAUCCCUGAGGGAGACAAGGUGGUAUCGAAUGAUGCUGAGGACAAUGUGGCAAAGGUAGAUAUUCCCUGGGAAUAUGGGACUUCAUCUGCUUCCUCUUUACAUCAGAAAUUCUCGCUGUGUGCUGAACAAGUAACGCAGGCUCCAAGAGUUGAACCUAGGUAUCAGCCUAGAAAGAAAAGAUAUGAGAAUUCUACCACAGAUUCACUUGAAGAGUCUCUUUCCUAUGGAACAACAAAGGAGAAGCUAUCUGAGCAAGAGCUUCACAAAGUGUCAGAAAGCCUCUCUCGCAGGUUACAUGAACUAGAUUUAAUGUUAAAGAGAGCUUUGGGUGGGCACCCCAGAGAAGAGUUGACAGAUGAAGAAGACAGCCUAUCUCAGCACAGCGACAGCGUCAUGGAUUAUCGUCGAAGGAAAGCUGAACAAGACACACCAUAUCUAAGGUACCCAAGCAGGCCACGAUCCCUUUCUCCAUCUUCACCCUCAUCUCAGCAUCAACUCUUUUCUGAAUUGGAAGAUAAAUUCUGCAGUAGUGGAACAGGCCAAAUAAGGAAAAUACGCAGCCAGUUGCAAAAGGAAAAGGAUGAAAGAGCAAAGAAAGCAAAGAUAGUCGCUAAAGCUUAUGAAGAUGAACUAAGAAUUUAUGAAGCUAGAGAGAGGCUUAGAAUUUCCAAGCUCAGAGAAAGCAUCAAGGAAAUGGAACAAGAAUACAAAGAAAACAUCUUUAAAGAACCUCCAAAAAUGCCUCAGCCAGUGAAAGUUUAUUCUAGAAAAGCCACACCUCGGAAUCCCAAAUACAGCCAGUGGAUUCCAAAACGAGGGAUUGUGAAGCCAAAGAAAGCAGCUCCAAUGAAAGUAAGAGAUGAUGACCUCCUAUUUCAGCUACUGGAAGAGUUUCCCCACCUGCAUAUUUCCCACCAUACUAUGAAUAAAAUGUGGCAGCAGCAGCGUGCACAUACUGAACAACUUAAGGCAGCUUCUGGCAGCACUACACCAAAACUCCACAACGAAGUUCAACAAGCCCUGAAGAAAUAUGAGCUUCUUGUUGCAAUUAUUAAAAAAGAUCAAGAUCGUAACAAGAGACUGCAAGAAUUUAAGCAACGUAUCGGCCGACAGAAGUGGGCUCAGAGUAAACUGAGGGAGAAACGCCAGCAAAUUGCUCGAGCCAGGAAGUAUUAUGAAGAUUACCGGGUGCAGUUGCGUGCCAAGAUGAUGCGGGCUAGAACACGGGAAGAAAGGAUAUUUAAAAACUUAUUUGAAGAAGGCUUAGAAAUUCAGAAGCAAAGACUGAAGGACCUGAGGACAUAUGCUCAAGAGAAGCGUGCUGAGCAAAGGAGAGAGCAUCAAAAUGAGUUGGAGUCUAUGGAGAACUAUUACAAAGAUCAGUUUUCCAUGCUAGCAGAAGUUUUAUCUCAAGAACGCCAAGAAAUCCAAACCAGAGAGAAAGCACAAGCACAAAUGCUACAGAAAUCAAAAAGAGAACUGAGAUCAAGGAUGGAAAAGGAAGUAGAGCAACUGCAAGCAGCAAUAAUGCAGAGUGACGAUGACACCUUUUUUCAAGAACUAGAAGCAGACAGACUGAAAUCCAGGCUUCAGAUGGCUUCCUUUCAGUACAGUAAAAGCAGUUUCUUGUAA
Mesitornis unicolor (brown roatelo) is the source of this 2661-nucleotide messenger RNA. RefSeq names its product centrosomal protein 95kDa (gene CEP95). The record is from RefSeq and is a predicted model, not a curated record. The coding region runs from base 1 to 2661 and encodes 886 amino acids. Gene Ontology annotation, cellular component: centrosome; spindle pole. Lineage: Eukaryota; Metazoa; Chordata; Aves; Mesitornithiformes; Mesitornithidae. The transcript has 22 exons.